CUGCUGGCCCUGGAUACCAGAAGGGCCUCUGGGGAAGCCUGGUGAACUGGAGGGAGGCUCGGCUGGCUGCAAGUGUCUCUGAGCGUCACCCUUUCUAUGCCUAAACCACCUAGUCGUCAAACAACCAGAUGACGGCUGAAAAAUUCCUUUAAAAAGCCAGGGCCCAGUGUUCACCAUCAUACCAGGGGCCAGAGGCGAUGGCUUGCCUCCAUGAGACCCGAACACCCUCUCCUUCCUUUGGGGGCUUCGUGUCUACCCUAAGUGAGGCAUCCAUGCGCAAGCUGGACCCAGACACUUCUGACUGCACUCCCGAGAAGGACCUGACGCCUACCCAGUGUGUACUUCGAGAUGUGGUACCCCUUGGUGGGCAGGGUGGGGGAGGGCCCAGCCCCUCCCCAGGUGGAGAGCCGCCCCCUGAGCCUUUUGCCAACAGUGUCCUGCAGCUACAUGAGCAGGAUGCAGGGGGCCCAGGGGGAGCAGCUGGGUCACCUGAGAGUCGGGCAUCCAGAGUUCGAGCUGACGAGGUGCGACUGCAGUGCCAGAGUGGCAGUGGCUUCCUUGAGGGCCUCUUUGGCUGCCUGCGCCCUGUCUGGACCAUGAUUGGCAAAGCCUACUCCACUGAGCACAAGCAGCAGCAGGAAGACCUUUGGGAGGUCCCCUUUGAGGAAAUCCUGGACCUGCAGUGGGUGGGCUCAGGGGCCCAGGGUGCUGUCUUCCUGGGGCGCUUCCACGGGGAGGAGGUGGCUGUGAAGAAGGUGCGAGACCUCAAAGAAACCGACAUCAAGCACUUGCGAAAGCUGAAGCACCCCAACAUCAUCACCUUCAAGGGUGUGUGCACCCAGGCUCCCUGCUACUGCAUCCUCAUGGAGUUCUGCGCCCAGGGCCAGCUGUAUGAGGUACUGCGGGCUGGCCGCCCUGUCACCCCCUCCUUACUGGUUGACUGGUCCAUGGGCAUCGCCGGUGGCAUGAACUACCUGCACCUGCACAAGAUUAUCCACAGGGAUCUCAAGUCACCCAACAUGUUAAUCACCUACGACGAUGUGGUGAAGAUCUCAGAUUUUGGCACUUCCAAGGAGCUGAGUGACAAGAGCACCAAGAUGUCCUUUGCAGGGACAGUAGCCUGGAUGGCCCCUGAGGUGAUCCGCAAUGAGCCUGUGUCUGAGAAGGUCGACAUCUGGUCCUUUGGUGUGGUGCUGUGGGAACUGCUGACUGGUGAGAUCCCCUACAAAGACGUAGAUUCCUCAGCCAUUAUCUGGGGUGUGGGAAGCAACAGUCUCCAUCUGCCCGUGCCCUCCAGUUGCCCAGAUGGUUUCAAGAUCCUGCUUCGCCAGUGCUGGAAUAGCAAACCACGAAAUCGCCCAUCAUUCCGACAGAUCCUGCUGCAUCUGGACAUUGCCUCAGCUGAUGUACUCUCCACACCCCAGGAGACUUACUUUAAGUCCCAGGCAGAGUGGCGGGAAGAAGUAAAACUGCACUUUGAAAAGAUUAAGUCAGAAGGGACCUGUCUGCACCGCCUAGAAGAGGAACUGGUGAUGAGGAGGAGGGAGGAGCUCAGACACGCCCUGGACAUCAGGGAGCACUAUGAAAGGAAGCUGGAGAGAGCCAACAACCUGUAUAUGGAACUUAAUGCCCUCAUGUUGCAGCUGGAACUCAAGGAGAGGGAGCUGCUCAGGCGAGAGCAAGCUUUAGAGCGGAGGUGCCCAGGCCUGCUGAAGCCACACCCUUCCCGGGGCCUCCUGCACGGAAACACAAUGGAGAAGCUUAUCAAGAAGAGGAAUGUGCCACAGAAGCUGUCACCCCAUAGCAAAAGGCCAGAUAUCCUCAAGACGGAGUCUUUGCUCCCUAAACUAGAUGCAGCCCUAAGUGGGGUUGGGCUUCCUGGGUGUCCUAAGGGCCCCCCCUCACCAGGACGGAGUCGCCGUGGCAAGACCCGUCACCGCAAGGCCAGCGCCAAGGGGAGCUGUGGGGACCUGCCUGGGCUUCGUACAGCUGUGCCACCCCAUGAACCUGGAGGACCAGGAAGCCCAGGGGGCCUAGGAGGGGGACCCUCAGCCUGGGAGGCCUGCCCCCCCGCCCUCCGUGGGCUUCAUCAUGACCUCCUGCUCCGCAAAAUGUCUUCAUCAUCCCCAGACCUGCUGUCAGCAGCACUAGGGUCCCGGGGCCGGGGGGCCACAGGCGGAGCUGGGGAUCCUGGCUCACCACCUCCAGCCCGGGGUGACACCCCACCAAGUGAGGGCUCAGCCCCUGGCUCCACCAGCCCAGAUUCACCUGGGGGAGCCAAAGGGGAGCCACCUCCUCCAGUAGGGCCUGGUGAAGGUGUGGGGCUUCUGGGAACUGGAAGGGAAGGGACCUCAGGCCGGGGAGGAAGCCGGGCUGGGUCCCAGCACUUGACCCCAGCUGCACUGCUGUACAGGGCUGCCGUCACCCGAAGUCAGAAACGUGGCAUCUCAUCAGAAGAGGAGGAAGGAGAGGUAGACAGUGAAGUAGAGCUGACAUCAAGCCAGAGGUGGCCUCAGAGCCUGAACAUGCGCCAGUCACUAUCUACCUUCAGCUCAGAGAAUCCAUCAGAUGGAGAGGAAGGCACAGCUAGUGAACCUUCCCCCAGUGGCACACCUGAAGUUGGCAGCACCAACACUGAUGAGCGGCCAGAUGAGCGGUCUGAUGACAUGUGCUCCCAGGGCUCAGAAAUCCCACUGGACCCACCUCCUUCAGAGGUCAUCCCCGGCCCUGAAGCCAGCUCCCUGCCCAUUCCACACCAGGAACUUUUCAGAGAGCGGGGCCCUCCCAAUUCUGAGGACUCAGACUGUGACAGCACUGAAUUGGACAACUCCAACAGCGUUGAUGCCUUGCGGCCCCCAGCUUCCCUCCCUCCAUGAAAGUCACUCGUAUUCCUUGUACAUAGAGAAAUAUUUAUAUAAAUUAUAUAUAUAUACA
This is a messenger RNA of Pongo pygmaeus (Bornean orangutan), 2934 nucleotides long. RefSeq names its product mitogen-activated protein kinase kinase kinase 12 (gene MAP3K12). Gene Ontology annotation, biological process: JNK cascade; protein autophosphorylation. Lineage: Eukaryota; Metazoa; Chordata; Mammalia; Primates; Hominidae. Bases 198 to 2876 code for a protein of 892 amino acids. The record is from RefSeq and is a predicted model, not a curated record. The transcript has 14 exons. Gene Ontology annotation, cellular component: cytoplasm. Gene Ontology annotation, molecular function: MAP kinase kinase kinase activity; ATP binding.